This is a messenger RNA of Python bivittatus (Burmese python), 3744 nucleotides long. It is a transcript of the gene LZIC, whose product is annotated as leucine zipper and CTNNBIP1 domain containing. NCBI's taxonomy places the organism in Eukaryota, Metazoa, Chordata, Lepidosauria, Squamata, Pythonidae. Gene Ontology annotation, molecular function: beta-catenin binding. Gene Ontology annotation, biological process: negative regulation of Wnt signaling pathway. Gene Ontology annotation, cellular component: nucleus; cytosol; beta-catenin destruction complex. The record is from RefSeq and is a predicted model, not a curated record.
AUAGCGUCCCGCUGCCAGAGAAAAGAUGUGAUCGAGGGAGUGGGCGGGGUUCGACCUUUUAUCCACCCUGGAGGUUGGAGCGGAAGGAGUGCGCUUGGAUGUCUGUUGCACGUGACUUAAAAUGGCUUCGAGGGGAACAAUGGAGACCAGCAAGCUGAAGCAGAACUUGGAAGAGCAGCUGGACAGGCUGAUGCAGCAGCUGCAGGAUCUGGAGGAGUGCAGAGAUGAACUGGAUGCCAGCGAGUAUGAAGAAACCAAGAAGGAAACGCUUGAGCAGCUGAGCGAGUUCAACGAUUCCUUGAAAAAAAUUAUAUCUGGCAAUAUGACCUUGGUCGACGAGCUUGGUGGGAUGCAGCUGGCUAUACAAGCAGCCAUCAGCCAGGCUUUUAAAACUCCAGAAGUCAUCAGGAUGUUUGCCAAAAAACAGCCUGGGCAGUUGCGGACAAGAUUGGCUGAGAUGGACAGAGAUCUGAUCGUGGGAAAACUGGGACGGGACCUCUACACUCAGCAGAAGGUAGAAAUCCUCACUGCUCUCCGGAAGCUGGGAGAAAAGUUGACCCCCAGCGAUGAAACUUUCCUUUCAACGAAUGCAGGAACUGCUCUCAGCCAGUUUGAGAAGGUCUCAACUGAUCUCGGAUCUGGGGAUAAAGUCUUCGCUCUGGCAAGUUUUGAGGUAGAAAAAUCAAAGCAAUGAAGACUUUUUUUUUUUUUGAGACUAGUAGCAUUGGACUGUUCUUUUUAACCAUGUGUUGUAUUUGUGUGUUUCUUACAAAUCUUUUGUAAUAUUUGUCGUUCUAACGGUGAGUUACUCGAAAGCAAACAGGUCCUAAAGGUAGCCUUUUCAAAGUCAGCAACGCACAUUUUGAGGCUGAAACACUGAGGUACUUUCUAAAAGAACAAAAACGUUCUAUCCUAGUUUGCUGUUAUUGUCAACUUUUGACCAAAUAUGACAGAUUGGCUCCCUUGCCUUCUUUGUCUUUGAGAUGCACAUUGUCUAGUAAAGUUGUUGCAUGCCAUGAGAGAAAGCCAUUUCUUUUAACAGCCAUUCAAUCUCAACAACUGCAUAUGUUUAACUGCUUGCAGAAAUUUGGUCAAAUUUAACUGACCCAUUUUUUUUUAAGCUGGGAAUGGGGGGGGUUGUGGAAUGUAGCAGCAUUUGGUGGAAAUCAUGCCUCUGUAAAAUCCAAGAUUGGCUACAAGCAGCCUAUUCUCCUACGCUGUCAGCUCCCCUUUUGAGGUGACUGGGUACUGUUGUACUGCAAAGAGGCAACUGGCAAACAAUAGCCUCCCUGUAAGGAAUUUUCUGGGCCAGUUUAACUUUGUGUAUUGGAAUGACAGUGAGCACAGCUGGAAGCAGCAGAAAGAUGCUGGGCCUCUGGCCUCCUUUGGUAACUUGUAGUGUUACAGACUAUAAGCUAUUGUUCUUCCUAUAUGUUCUGAUGGCAACACGAAACAGUGUCUUCAGUAGAAAUAAGGGGACAUAGGGAGCCCUCCUUGGCCUGUGCUGCUCCUGAAUGGAGAUUGCUAUGCACAGCCCUUGUUAGCUCAGGGGCGCACUGGGAUCUUCCUAGAUUAAUUCUCACUCAAACUGUUGAUUUUGGUAUGAAGAUUUUUCGUUUGAAUUAACUAACAGUAUGAAUAUAUUACAUUUUCAAAACUGCUUGCCUUGAACCUCAGAAAAUGAGUCGAUUGGAAAACUAUCAUCAACUAAAUAUGUCUUCCUUGAUUUCUGCCCCAAGGAGUAUGCUAGCCCACUCAAAAGCAAAAUGUCACUAUCAUCACAUCUAUCGACUGCCUUCAACAACUUCCAAAUAAACCUGCUGAAUAGCAGUUGAGAAAAUCUUCCUCUAAUUAAAAUAGGAACAAAGACAGUGAUUGUAUUUGCCUACCUUGCAAAUGUCCGUGUACUGCUAAAAAGGUGCUGUUGCAUAUUGUAGCUUUGCUUAACCUGAUUCUCCCUUAUAUAAUCCAGAGAACCAUAAUGCAACAGCAUUAUUAACAUUUAACAAUUAACAAUCAGGGACACCCAACUUAGGACCAACUUGCCCAAGGCGCCCUUAAUGGGAAAUACUCAUGCGUACUUCUGGAUUGGACGUCAGUCAUUGGAUGACUUGAAUAAGUGAGCCAAACCAUAAAUGGCAGGAUAAUAGAAUUGUCUGGUUCCUUAACACUAAUGAAAAACUUUUGCUUAGUGAUAGAUAUCAACGUCUGACAUAUUCCGUAGACAAAGAAAGUCAAUUGCUGGUAUUAAUGUGGCAAAAACACCAUGGGGUGCUCUUGUUUUCUUAAUGGGUCCCCUAUAACCUGCAAUCACAAGAGGGAAAUAAUAAAGCAAUGCUGCUUUUUCUAUCGCAGUGUGCCUGAUCUACAGACAUCUCAGUUGGCUGCAAUUCUAGUGAGGCGUUUGGGCUGUUCAGGGUCCAAAAGCGUUGUAAGAAAAGAGAGGAGACAGGCAAAACUGCGGUACUACCCCAGCACCCUUUGUGGGGAAGGCAUCCAUGCCCCAGAAGCCCCCCCCCAAAAGGGAAACCCAGUUCAUACAUCACACUAAGUCACGCUCUGGUUGAUUUGGUGUUUUGCUUAAUAGAUUGUGUAAACGCCUGUCACCUGUGGCUUGGUCAACAAAGUACAGUUAACUGAACCAUGGUUUAACAUGAUGCGUUAAAAAGGGCAAUGGGGAAAGUAAGUCUCCUAGACUGGCAGGAAAAUAUUCAGCACAUCACUUUCUAGAGUAAGACUGUUCCUGUUGCGAUGGCUGAAUAAUAGCCUAUGCAGACCAACUGUCUGGAACAGCCUCAUUACUGAUGAUUAGGGAAUUUGUCUGUUCCCUGCAGAAGGCAAGCUUUGUGCAGGUGCAGUCCUGUGCCUUGAGCCAGCCUAACUGUCACACCAGCUUUAAACAGGUGACUGAGCUCGUUUCAAUCAGAUAUUUGCAUUUAUUCCCCUCCUUUUGCACACUGUUCAUCUCACUUUAAUAAAUCAUCACUGGGAAAUGCAUUUUAUCUUCAUUGUCCAUUGAUAUUUCUCCCUUACUCCUGUCCUUUGAUAACCCCAGGGCUUUCAAACAUGGCAUACGAUUUUGAAUGUAUUUUGUGGGAAGAUAAUAGUAGGUUUUAUUUUAUUUUUUGCUUCAGCAUUUGGAAUGUUUGCAAGUGUUGCUUAAAGUGGUGAUAAAUAAGGCAUAAGGAGUCUUAAUGUAGCCAUUGGGCAUUCUAAUCCCUUUUUUAAAUCCUCUCUAUAAGCCCUCUAAAUUACGUCAUUUCCAAAAACUGUUAAAAAUAAUUGUCCAAUUGGAUAUUUUAAUACUGAAUUAGUUGUUUGCUAGCAUGACAGUCUAGGAAAAAUAGGAACCCCGCCUCUUUCUGGAUUUCUGAAUGUACAGGCAAUUUUGUGGCUGAAAAUUGGUUAGAAGGAACUGUACUUUGUUAACAGUUUUCUGUCCUUUCCUCUACUACUCAGUUUUUUCCCCUGCCUUGCUUGAUGAAAUGCUUCUCAUCUGUUUCACUCUUUGCUGUCCCUGCACUUUGCUGUAACCUGGUCAUUCUCAUAAAAUUCUGGUUUCAGCCCCAAUCAAUGGAAUUCCUAGCUCUGAAGUAGUUCAUUUGCUUUAUUCUACUAGCCUCUUUUCCCUAUUUUUUUUUUCAAUAUUUAUGUAUAAUACUUGGUGUUAAAGUAAAAUGUAAAAUAAGAUUGUUUGACAUAGUGCUGAAAACACUGAUCUCAAUAUUAAAUGUUAGAAUGCCA